AUGAGACUCAAUCUGGGCUCCAGCCUGGUGCUCUUCCUCGCAUCGACUCAAGCGGUCGGGGCGUUCAACUGGCUCCACAAAGCAGUCUACAACAGAUGGCACGAGACUGAAUUGGAGCGGUGGCUCUCCGACCACGAUAUCCCUUAUCCCACCCCUGCCGACCGCAAGGACCUGGAGAGCUUGGUCAAGGCCAAUUGGGACUCGAAAGUGCAGAAGCCUCUGGGACAGGCGGCAGAGCAUACCACCCACAACUGGCAUCAUGCCAAGGAAUGGAUCUUUGAUACUUGGUCAGACUCUCAGCUCAAGGCAUUCCUUGACCGACAUGGUGUUCCCGUCCCUCAACCCCGUAAGCGUGACGUGCUUCUGAAAACCGCUCGUGAGAACUAUGAAUCGAUCGCGAAGAAGUUUGGCGAAACCGCAGCAUACCCCGGUAACUGGCUGUAUGAGCAUUGGUCCGAGUCCGACUUGAAGGAAUGGCUUGACGAACGCGGAUGGCCUGUACCUCAGCCAACGACUCGGGACAGGCUUAUUGCAUCCGUGCGCCGCAACGCCAGAUUGGCCAGUCUGCAGGCUCGCAACAUUGCAGCCUCUGCCACGAAAUCUGCGGAAGCGGCUCAGUCGAGCUUGAGUGAGGCUUUGUUCAAUGCUUGGUCCGAUUCUGACCUGAAGAAGUUCCUUGAUGAGCACAACGUCAAGGUGCCCCAGGGAUCUAAGCGCAACGAGCUCAUCGCUCUGGCCAGAAAGCACCGUGCUUCCCUUGUCAGCCAGGCAUCCGUUGCUUCCGAGACUGCCUCCCAGUCAGUGACUGAGUUGAUUGGCGCCGCUACUUCCAAGGCCGGCAACCAGUAUGCGCGGGCCACCGAUGAUGCCACUCUCAAGGCGCAGGAUGCAUUCGAUGCAGCUGUUGAGUCGUGGUCGGACUCCCGUCUCAAGGCUUACCUGGAUGCUCGCGGGGUUCCCGUUCCUCAGGCUAGCAAGCGCGACGAGCUGCUUGCCAAGGUCAGGCUGAACAAGCACAAGGCUGCGACUGGAUGGACUGCCUGGACAUUUGACACCUGGAACACCGAACAGCUGAAGAAGUACCUCUCUUCUCUAAACGCCAAGGCAGCUCACCGUGCAGACGUCACCCGCGACGAACUUCUGAAGCAGGCUCAGGACGCCUACGCCAAAGCCUCCAAGUCUGGCGGAGUCAACCUGGCAUCUGCCACCUCAUACAUGGCGCAAGCCACCGAUGCAGCCAAGGAUACGACCUUUGACACUUGGUCCCACUCCGAGCUCAAGGCAUACCUCGAUUCCUACGGUAUCCCCGUCUACCAGGGCUCUGGUGUCAACGAGCUUCGUGCGGCGGCCAGACGUAACUCCCAGUACUUCCGGUAUGGUACCACUAGCCCCCAGGGCAUCCUGUACAGCAAGCUCCAUGAAUGGACUCAGUGGGUCAUGGACCAGCUGAAGAUUGGAGCCUCGAGCGGUCGAGCUCAGGGUCAGGAGGCUGCGGAGAAGGUGAAGGAGAAGGCGUCGGCUGAAACCGAGCGGAUCCGGUCCGAACUCUAA
Molecule: messenger RNA, 1551 nt
Organism: Aspergillus clavatus NRRL 1
Lineage: Eukaryota; Fungi; Ascomycota; Eurotiomycetes; Eurotiales; Aspergillaceae
Gene: ish1
Product: double-strand break repair enhancer MSC1
Exons: 5
Coding region: 1-1551 (516 amino acids)
Source: RefSeq, a predicted model, not a curated record